Molecule: messenger RNA, 786 nt
Organism: Miscanthus lutarioriparius
Lineage: Eukaryota; Viridiplantae; Streptophyta; Magnoliopsida; Poales; Poaceae
Source: the annotation of a GenBank genome assembly
AUGGCUGGCAUCCAGCCGGAGCAGGAGAGCCACGUCCUGCCGUCGGGACCACCCCACCCCGUGGCCUCCAACUCGGAGCCAAACCCGCCAUCGACGCCCCUCUCAACAAUCCCAGCUCUGACACGGGACAAAACCCCAGCCACCAGCUGCAAUCUGCUCUCCUGGUUUCGCCACCCGCUGGCCACGUUCACGGCUUCCCUCAAGCGCCGCCGCUGCGCGUCCUUCGGCGACAACCCCAAGGCCGGGAGGAAGAAGAAAGCGCAAAUCCUGGGCGACGCGUGCACGGAUGACGAGGCGUCGGAGGCCAAAGCCCUGCAGGAGAAGAAGAAGGCGCCCGGUAGCAGCACUAGCGAUCCCGAGCUCCUCGCCGACUCAGUCCCCAAGGCCAUCGGUGCCACUACCGCAGCGCACAUCGUGGAUUGCCUCAACGACGAUGACGUCUACGUGAAAAAGGUCGCCACCCUACACCCUUCCCUUCCCAUGUACGUCUUUGUGAAGGAGGACAUGGCCAUAGAAGGCAAGGAGGAGAAAGCGAAGGCGAAGGAGCAGCAGGGGUCUCCCGAGAAUGUGGUGGAAAAGAAAUGGGUUGGGGAGCCCAUCGACAUCACCGGGGCCAACAACCACAAAGUGGCGACAGCAGGCGGGUUGGGACUACGCUGUUGGGAAAUGAAUCAACAACUCGCUGCUGGGAUACAAGAUGCGACUGAAAAUGCUGAAGAAGCAGCAGCUCCUGCAACAGAAGACACUGCUGUUACAGCGGUUUCUGGGAUACGGGAAAUUAAAUGA